AUGAGAGGAGGUUUUCCUCAGGUGGUAGCUGCCAUUGACGGCUCCCAUAUUCAAAUUAUUGCCCCAGAUGAGCAAGUACAAGAUUAUUUCAAUAGGAAGCAGUUCUCCUCAAUAAAUCUCCAGGCAUGCGUUGAUUCAAAUGGACUUUUCUGCGACACAUUCGUUGGAAUGCCUGGUAGCGUCCAUGAUGCUCGUGUGCUAAAAAGAUCUGCUUUAUACACAAAACUAAAAAAUGGAACGCUAUUCAGUGUUAACAGACCAGUGCAGGUGCAGGAUGUUGAGGUACCUUUAAUGUUAAUCGGUGACCCAGCAUAUCUCCUAAUGAAAAAUCUUAUGCGACCCUAUUCCGGGCGAAAUAGAUUAACACCGACGCAAAAUCGCUUUAACUACAAAUUGUCCCAAUGCAGGGUUGUGGUUGAGACUGCCUUUGGUGGCGGCUCCUCCUUAAUAAAAACCAACAUGACAUUAGGAAUUUGA
Anneissia japonica is the source of this 477-nucleotide messenger RNA. RefSeq names its product protein ALP1-like. The record is from RefSeq and is a predicted model, not a curated record. The coding region runs from base 1 to 477 and encodes 158 amino acids. The transcript has a single exon. NCBI's taxonomy places the organism in Eukaryota, Metazoa, Echinodermata, Crinoidea, Comatulida, Comatulidae.